Messenger RNA from Cajanus cajan (pigeon pea), 711 nucleotides. Lineage: Eukaryota; Viridiplantae; Streptophyta; Magnoliopsida; Fabales; Fabaceae. The record is from RefSeq and is a predicted model, not a curated record.
AUGUCGGAUCGUGAUAAGAACAGCAGGGGGCCGAAGUACUUACAGUACACACCACUCAACACCAGCCGGGCUAGGGUGUUGGAACAGGCCUUAGCCACUGAGGUUUUGGCCGUUCCCCAAAGAGCCAUCACCCCACCGUGCGUCGACAAAACAAAAGCAUGCCAGUUCCACCGAAAUAGAGGGCACACUACUGAAGAGUGCUCUGCCCUUCGUGAUCGAAUUGAAGAUCUUGUUAAGGUGGGACACCUCCAAAGCUUUGUUCAAUCGUUAGACAACCAAAGGAGCGACAACCGUACGGGUAGGGGAGAAUACCGAAGGGAGAAUCAGGAUCGAGCGCCCCGGCGGAACCAAUCCCGCGAGCGUAGUAGGUCCCAAGAUAGAACCAGUCAACGCGACCGGAAUCAGCCCAGACGAGUCAUAAACACCAUAGCCGGAGGCUUUGCAGGAGGAGGAAGCUCAUCUUCGGCCCGAAAGAGACACUUGAGGGCCAUUAAAUCGAUCAACGCUAUAAAAAAGGCAUCUCCCAUUCGUAUGCCCCCUAUAACAUUCACUGACCGAGAUUUUCAAGGCAUCGACCGAGUACAAGAUGACCCCAUGGUUAUCAGUGUAGAGAUCAAUAACUGUAUCGUGAAGAAGACUUUGGUCGAUCAGGGGAGUUCGGCGGACAUUCUAUACUGGAAGACAUUCGAGCAAUUGGGCAUUCCGGAGUAG